Messenger RNA from Ascochyta rabiei, 4005 nucleotides. RefSeq lists its product as uncharacterized. The coding region runs from base 1 to 4005 and encodes 1334 amino acids. The record is from RefSeq and is a predicted model, not a curated record. The transcript is spliced from 4 exons. NCBI's taxonomy places the organism in Eukaryota, Fungi, Ascomycota, Dothideomycetes, Pleosporales, Didymellaceae.
AUGGACUGGAACGAUUUUGAGAAACGAGCCAGCAGGGUAAAGCCAGUGCAGCCUUUGAAACCUAAGAGAUCUUGGGUUGGUGUUUUCAAUCAUGAGAAUGAUCCACAGCAACCGUUCAACGAGCUAGAUUUCAUCUGGAUGAUAGGACAUUCGAAAAUCACGCUCGAGAAGAUUGCUCAGACCUACGAAACGCGCCAUGAGCUCACAGGCAUCCAGCUUGUCUACCGAGGAGACAUCGUGGAUAAGAGCAAGACACUCAAAGAUGUCAUGGAUGUAGGAACUGACCUGAUCAUCUUUAGAGCUGUCCACGUAACCAAUUCAUAUUCGAGAUCUGGAACACCAGCACCGCCGACACUAUCACGAACACCAAAUGAAUUCUCCGCCUCAGCCGAAGCCACUGUAUCCGCCCACCAUCUUCCAGAACGCGUCAAAGAUGAACCUGAAGAUGAGCCAGCACUUCUGGCUCAUAUGUCACAUGCUGUUCCUCGCGCAGCUACACCGCGAGCUCCCACUAUAUCAGCCACGCGUUCGCCCUUUGAGACUCCAGCUCAAGACGGUUGGGACAUUGAUCACCAGCGUGCGAUGAAGAUUUUCAGUCAAAGCCAACAACACCAUGCAUCAGCUCUGGGUAGAUCAAGCCUUCCAGAGGACCACGCCCGGGUGGUAAGGUCCCCUCUGCAACGCUCGUCCUACGUUCACCCACACAAUGCGUCGCCGUUUGCCGGACUCGCUUCAGCUGUUGCUGCUCAGCCGCCCAGCCCGAUGCGUGAGCCGUACGUGCCGCCUGUGUUUCACCACAAGAUUGAUGAGGCGUCUCAGUCCUUCGAUCCCAACAGCUUCUUCAACCGUGAGCCUUCCCCACAAGGAGACUCUCAAGAAGAGACGACGUCCAUAGACCGCUCUAUAAGGGACAUCAUCACUCGGGAGGAUCCAGAAGUGCUCGAAGCAGGCGUUGCGGCGGGUUUGAACGUUCUGGAAGAGUUCAAACAAGUUUUUGUACGCCACGCCACGUCCAGUCCGGAUGCUCAAGCUUGGACCGAGUCGAUCGAUAAGCUCGUACCCCAGGCUAAACGCAAACGAACCGUAGUGGGGGUGGUAGGGAAUACCGGCGCGGGAAAGUCGAGUGUGAUCAACGCGAUGCUCGAUGAAGAACGACUCGUCCCAACAAAUUGCAUGCGCGCGUGCACAGCUGUUGUUACAGAGAUGUCAUGGAAUGAUAGCAACGAUACUUUCUCCAAAUACCGCGCUGAAAUUGAGUUUAUAUCACGAGCAGAGUGGGAAAAGGAAGUCGCCACUCUUAUGAAAGAGUUUCUCACCGAGAAUGGGACACUAUCCUGGGAAGUAUCCGAUCAGAACUCCGAUGCAGGUAUCGCCUGGGCAAAGUUUCAUGCUGUGUAUCCCAAGAUUCCUCGAGAUUCAUUCGACAAGUGCACGUUGUCCGAACUCAUGGAUGAAAGGGGUUUGAACGUGCUUGGUACCACUAAGAAAAUUAACACGGCUCAAUCACACCGGUUCUACAAUGAACUCCAGAAGUAUGUCGACAGUAAAGAGAAGGUCACCAAGAAGGACAAAGACAGGGGCAAGGACAAGCAAAAGAGUUCUUUCGAGAUGGAAUAUUGGCCUCUGAUCAAAGUCGUCAAAAUCUACACCAAGGCGCCUGCCCUCUCAACUGGCGCUGUGAUCGUCGAUCUUCCUGGCGUACACGAUUCGAAUGCUGCCAGAGCCGCUGUAGCUCAGGGGUACAUCAAACAAUGUACUGGCCUAUGGAUUGUCGCACCCAUCACCCGUGCGGUCGAUGACAAGGCUGCUAAGACACUACUUGGUGACUCCUUCAAGACGCAGCUGAAAUAUGAUGGCGGAUUCUCGAGUGUCACAUUCAUUUGUUCAAAGACGGAUGAUAUCUCCAUAACGGAGGCGAUUGACACCCUUGAAUUGGAAGAAGAAGUGGAAAGGCUCUACGAACAGCAACGAGAGCUCGAGCGAGUGAUCAAGGACACCAAGUCGAGGAUCGAGGAUCUCCAAGAGUCAAGAAACGUUUACCUGCUCGCACAACGCGAAAUUGGCGAUGAGAUUGACACCUGGGAUGCGCUGCAGGACCAACUGGACGACGGGAAGGAGAUAUUCGCGCCACCACCCAAGACUGUCAAGCGUAAGAAGGGCGCAUCCACCAAGAAGUCCCGGAAGAAACGUCAAGCAGAGGAUGAGGAUGAAGACGCUGACUUUGUCAUAUCCGAUGACGAGGCGUCAGAAGCUGAGGAUGAAGACGAAGAUGACGAGGGCGUGCAAGCACCACAAGAACCUCUGACCGAAGAGGACAUCAAAGCCAAGCUGAAGAGUCUGAGAGAAGCAAAGAAGAACGCCAGGCGCGAAGGCUUGGAGAUCAAGCCAAAAAUUGACGAGUUGAAGCCCCAGAUUCGCGAAGCUGAGACCAAGAUCGAAUGCGUGAAAGCUGAAAUCAGUCGCGUCUGCAUCUCAGGACGUAACGAGUAUUCCAAGCAUGCCAUACAACAAGAUUUCGCUGCUGGUAUCAAAGAACUUGACCAGGAGAAUGCAGCCGAAGAGGACGAAGACAACUUCAAUCCCGAUGAAAAACUGCGCGACUAUGACGAGGUUGCGAAAGCCCUACCUGUCUUUUGUGUGAGCAGUCGGGCGUACCAGAAGAUGUGUGGGCGUCUACAAAAAGACGAUGCUGUUCCCGGCUUCAGCUCGCCUGAGGAGACUGAAAUUCCACAAUUGCAAGCACAUUGUAAAAGGCUGACAGAAGCCAGCCGCAUCCAGAGCACGCGCAACUUCUUGUUGAGUCUCUGUCAGCAGCUGACUACCUUCGCUCUAUGGGCUUCGAAUGAUGGAAGUGGAGUGCGAAUGACUGAUGACGAGAAGCGAAAACAGAUCAGGUAUAUUGAAAGAAGGCUCAGCGAGCUGGAGAAGGGUCUCGAAGGGGCUGUUGAUGCUUGUCUCAACGUUUUGAAGAAGGAACUCAACGACCAGAUCUUCGACAAGUACCCAGAUCUAAUACAGGAAGCAAUCAACGCUGCUCCUGAUAUCGCUCAGAGGUGGGGUCUCCAUCGAGCUGAUGGCGGCUUGGCUUGGGGCACUUACAAAGCGGUCGUGCGACGCAAUGGGGCGUAUCAGUCUCCAACAGCAGGUCAUCGUGAUUUCAACUCUGAACUAGUUGGUCCUAUUGUGAAGAAGUUAGCCACCGGGUGGGAACGCGCCUUCCAGAAUCGCUUGCCCAAGGCAUUUGCGACAUUCAUAGCGGAUUCCGGCAAAAUCCUCCAUAAGUUUCAUGAAGCUGUCGAACAACGAGCACGCGAGAACGGCGUUGGUCUCGCCAGUCUAUCGACGCUCAAGACGCAGAUUUACACGUACGAGAUGUUGUUCGGAGAACUGAGCCAGACUCUCACCAACAGCAUGACCGAGUUACAGCGCGAAGCGAACCGGGACUUCACGCCUACCAUCGCCAGUAUCAUGCAUACCGUCUACGACAUCUGCACGGAAGAGCAUGGCAAGGGCAGCUUCAUGCGCAUGAAGGCGCACAUGGCUGCCCAUGUGGAGCGCAACCGUCACUCCAUGUUCAACAAAGCCACUCUGACCGUCAAGCGCCACCUUGAUGACAUGUGCAAGGAGCUCCGAGAGCUCAUGGAAACGAGAGCAGACGAGAUCUACAUCAAGAUGAAGGCGGACUACCUGCGCGUGCUUGGCGGCGUCCAGGUCAACACCCAAGCCGUCAUGUCGAGAGAAGAGCGAGCGAUGCACAGCGAGAUCAAGACUCUGCUCAACACGGUCGACGCUCGCUUCCAACCCAUUGCCAAUGGAGAGAUAUCAGCCUUGGUGGGUGACGAUGCCGAAGAUGCAGCUGAAGAACGCCCAGCUUCUGACGAGGAAAGCGUCGCCUUUGAGUCUGCAAACGAGGACGUCAGCACCAUCAAGCCGGACCCCAGCGCAGACAAGAAAUCCAGCCUGCCCACUCCGCUUAGCAACGAUGUGUCAGACGAAGAGCGGUAA